This is a messenger RNA of Lycium ferocissimum, 1551 nucleotides long. RefSeq lists its product as uncharacterized. Bases 1 to 1551 code for a protein of 516 amino acids. NCBI's taxonomy places the organism in Eukaryota, Viridiplantae, Streptophyta, Magnoliopsida, Solanales, Solanaceae. The transcript is spliced from 3 exons. The record is from RefSeq and is a predicted model, not a curated record.
AUGGUAUAUGCAAACUGUGAUCAUCUGGAAAGAAUCAGUUUAUGGGAUAGUCUGUAUAGUUUGGCUGAUCAUAUGGACUUGCCUUGGUUGGUGGGGGGUGACUUCAAUGUCAUUAUGAAUGAAGAUGAGAAGACUGGUGGUUUACCUGUAUUUCCAGAUGAAUAUGAAGAUUUUGCAUUUUGCACUAACUCAUGUGAGCUGUUUGACAUCAAUUAUAAGGGGAGUCUGUUUACUUGGUGGAGUGGGAGGGCAGGUAGUGACUGCAUUUUCAAGAGAUUGGAUAGAAUGAUUACAAACUCCAAAUUACAGGAUUGGUUUGCACAUAUGGAAGUGGAACAUUUAUCCAGAACUGGCUCAGACCAUGCCCCUUUAUUACUUACUUGUGGUGAAAUCUCAUAUCACAUAAGAAAGCCUUUUAGAUUUCUGAAAUUCUGGACAGAACAUGAAUCAUUCUUAGAGGUGGUUAAUCAGGCAUGGAGCACAGAUUUUGAAGGUGAUGAGUUUAUCAGCUUUAAGUCAAAGUUGAAGAAUGUGAAAACUACAUUAUCUGCAUGGAGUACAGCAACAUUUGGUGAUAUUUUCAAGCAGUUAACAGUAAGGGAAGAGGUGUUGAAAAUUAAAGAACAAUUAUUUAAAGAGGAUCCUUCUCCUAUGAAUAGAAUGGUGCUACAGCAAGCACAAGCAGAAUUGAAGAAGUAUGUUCACUAUGAGGGCGAAUUUUGGAGACAAAAGUCACAUGUGACAAGUUUUGCUGAAGGAGACAGGAAUACAAGAUUUUGUCAGCAGCAGUUCUCUCAAGAGGUUGAUCCAUUAGACUUUGAUUUGCUACAACAUGUUCCUAGUAUGGUUGAUCAGGAUACUAACAAUCAACUGGUCUUUGAGGUAUACAAUGUUGUCAAGGCUUUCUUUGAUGGGCAGACUCUUCCUAAGUCAAUCACACAUACCAACCUGGUACUAUUACCAAAGAAGAAUAACAUUGAGACUUUUGGUGAUAUGGGAUCAAUCCGUCUCAGUAACUUCAUCAACAAGGUUAUUUCUAGAGUGGUUCAGGAUAAGCUGGAAGGCCUUUUACCUUCUCUGAUAUCUCCUAACCAGUCUGGUUUUGUUAAGGGCAGAUGUAUCAUUGAAAAUGUCCUUCUAACUCAUGAAGUUGUGGCUGACAUUAGACUAAGAGGAAAACCAGCUAAUGUAGUGCUUAAACUUGACAUGGCCAAAGCAUAUGAUAGAGUAUCAUGGAGUUACUUGAUCAGAGUUUUAAGGAAGAUGGGAUUUGCAGAAGUGUUCAUAGAUAAGGUUUGGAGGUUGAUAGCAAAUAACUGGCAUUCCAUACUCCUUAAUGGCCAAGCUUCUGGUUUUUUCCACUCCACCAAGGGUGUAAAACAAGGAGAUCCACUCUCUCCUACUUUGUUCAUCUUAUCUGCUGAAGUUUUAUCUGGAGCAUUGAACUCUUUAUUUGAGAACAAGGAUUUUAGAAGCUAUGGAAUGCCGAAAUGGAGUGCAAAUCUGAAUCAUCUGGCAUAUGCAGAUGGCAAUAAUUUUUUCAUCUGCUGA